CAGCCGGCAGCAGCGUCGAGCUAACAAGUCUUUGUGAGGAGAGAGAGAGAGAGAGAGAAGGGGGGGAGAGAGAGGGAGAAAGGAAGGGGGGUGCAGAGCAGGAGAGAAUCUGACAGUGAGAGAGUUGACAGUAGGAUGAGCAUAGGAUGAGGGUGCAGAGGGAGAACGCAUAAGAUAGUGACAGAGGCAGAGGUGUUCAGUGCUGCACAAUACUGCCCGAGGCUGCUGGAAAGGGAGAGAGAGACAGAGUAAGAGGGAGAGAGAGAGAGAGAGAGAGAGAAAGCAGGCAUCAUGGCAGCUCUCACUGCAUCAUCACGACACAUGGGGAUGUUUGGCUGCUGCUGGUGAACACUGUGUGAUGCGGAGGAGAGAGUCGAGGACUUCCUGGAAACCAAAGGCAAGCUAAGGAACCAGGUGCAACCAGUGGGAGGAGCCACACGAUGAGUGGGAUCCUGAAGAGGAAGCUUGAGGAGGGUCCGUCCCCUUACCUGUCCCUGCAGGGGUCUGAUGAUGAUGAGGUUUCCUGCAGCGACAGUGGCAACAGCAGUGAUAGUCUCAACCAUCCCGUCCCCUCUGGACUGCUGGACUCCACUCUCCAGCAGCAGUCAAAGCGACUGCGGGGCCGCAACGUGCACUUUGAGAGUGUGACCGUUUAUUACUUCAACAGGCGGCAGGGCUUUACCACUGUGCCCACACAGGGUGGCAGCACCCUGGGGAUGUCACCACGUCACAGCGGGGUGAAGCGCUUCACCCUCAGGGAGUUUGCCAUGGAGCAGAAACAGAGCCAUUGGAACAUGCUGAGGGAUCAUCUCAAAGAGGAAAAACUCAAUGCCAUCAAACUCAAACUGACUAAGAAUGGCACCGUGUCAUCCAUGGAGGCGGAUACCCUGACACUUGAUGACAUCUCCGAAGAUGACCUAGAUGUGGACAACACAGAGGUGGAUGAUUACUUCUUCCUCCAGCCUCUGACUACCAGGCGGCGCCGCGCCCUUCUCCGCUCCUCUGGGGUCAGACGCAUUGACGUGGAGGAGAAGCACGAGCUGCGUGCCCUCCGAAUGUCCCGAGAGGAGUGUGGGUGCCGCUGCAGGGGGAUAUGCGACCCAGAGACCUGUGCUUGCAGCCUGGCCGGCAUUAAGUGCCAGGUAAAUGGAACUGUGGUGGACCGCAUGUCCUUCCCUUGUGGCUGCACCAAAGAAGGCUGCAGCAACACCACGGGACGCCUGGAGUUCAACCCGGUCAGGGUGCGCACCCACUUCCUCCACACCAUCAUGAAGCUGGAGCUGGAGAAGAGCCGCGAGGAGCAGCAGCAGCAUCAUCAGCAGCAGCCGGAGCAGCAGCUUGUAACCAAUGGCAACGGUUACCAUGGCGACUCCUCCUUGGUCCAGCAGCAGCAGCAGCAGCCGAACCUUCAGUUUCCACUGAUGAGUGGCGCGCCGCACAUUCCCAUCAUGCACCUCCAGAACACAGUCGACACGGAUUCGCAUCUAGAUGAAGAAGAGGAAGAGGAAGAAGAAGAAGAGGACGACGACGACGACGAUGACGACGACGACGAAGAAGAUGAAGAGGAUGAGGAUGAUGAAGCUUACGAGGAAGAUGAGGAUGGGAGCAGUGUUUGCAGCGGGCUGUCGGACUGCAGCACGCACAGCUUGGAAACAAUCGACCCCGAGGACGGAGAGGAGGACGAGGAGGAUGAGGAAGACGAUGAUGAUGAUGAGGAGGAAGAAGAGGAAGAGAAGGAAAAUUGGGAUUGCUCGUUGCACGGAACGGGUCCCCCGCCCUACUCGGUUCCACUUCCUUCUGUGCUGAGUUACUCUAAUAACACACUCAUGAGUCUCAGUAACCCCUUCCACAACACUCCCCCCAUGCAGCAUUAUCAGAUAGACAGCUCUGUGAAUGACACUCCUGCGUUUCUCAGAGAAAAUGUCAGCGGCGCCCCCACUCUCCCCACAGUAGAGACCGCAUUAGAGUCUGACAUAAACACAGAACUCCACUGCCAGACAGAGCAGCAGAGCAUUCCCUGCCAUUUCCACGACCCCACAGAGUCCCUGACUCUCCAAACUUGCUCACAUGUAGACACCCGUGAGAGUAACACUGCCCCCGCUGGUGCAUCCGCCGAACGGCAGCUCUCGACAGACCUCCAGAACAAUCCAGACCAUCAUGACUCACAGACUGAGGCUCCGGCGGGAUCUGUGGAGCAGACAGAGGAGGAAAUCAGGGAGCCGAUGCAGGAGCAACCAGGACUGCCAGUGCAGGGAGACGCUGACCAAACAACAAACACGUCACGCUCAGGCAGUACCUGAUGAUUAAAAUGCUUCAGAGAGGGAUCAGUUAAUAUUUGGAAAAUCUUUCUUCAAGAAUUGUGACCUUCAACCAUCAGAGUUUGAUUUAUUCUUGAUAAGUGCACUUCCAAAGAGAGAAUGAGUCACACAGACACAGGCCCAGAGAGGUGAUCUAAUUUUAGCUCAGUUUGUCUCUAGACCUCUCUAAGAUUGUUAGACUAUGAAACUACAAUGAAAAAGCUCAAUAAAACAGUGUUUCUGGACGUUACUUGCAUAAUUUAUGCCCUGUUAUAAAGUCUUUGAUCAUUACAGCAUGUUUAGUGGUUGUGACUGGCAUCUAUGACGAAUCAAGAUUUUGAGGUGCUUGUAUUGUUUCAGUAUUAACCAUUGUGCUGGUGUCUCAUCGUUGCUGCUAAUCGUUCUUAAAUGCCUGUCUGUAUAGCAUGUGUUCAGUUUAACUAAGAUGUUUCAAGGCUUAACACAAACUGUAAAAUGGUUUUAAAAAAAGAACAUAAAUCUGUUAUAAUUCAUUCUAAAGGUCUUUUUUGUUCCUUUUUUACAUUAACAAUGGAAAGGAGUUACUAGUAGAGUCUUUUAGCUUCUUUCAGCUCAUUGUUUUGGUUGUCUGGUGUGUAAACUUUAUGAUUUGGAUUCACUCGCACUGCGCUCAUAGCUUUGUUUUAAGGCUUUUCAGGUGGAAAAUCCCUGAUAAAACCCACUAUACUCUACCUGGCCUUUUACCAGAAGGCAGACAAAGCUUGCUAGUGAAGAGUGAAGCAUUUAGCAGCUAAAGAGCCAGAUAUUUCCCUCAGGAGUCGGUGGAGAGCGAAGCAAAGCUAAAAGAGAGUUAAUAUUGGAUUUACACUCAGAAACACGACUCCAAAUGAAUGCUUCUGCUGCUCUGUGUCUGCUGGAUGUUUAAAUAGGCGCCUGUUUGCAAACGUGUUAGCUGUACCAACUUCCAAUAUGUCUGUAUUGUGUCUACAGCUUCUUUCUGACGCCUUCCAAGUCGCACAAAAAGUACACCAAGUUCCAACACUUAAUGACCAAAUACCUGCAAAUGCAAAAUGCUAAUGACAUUUGACCUCAGCUGUACUUUGUGUUAAGGGCUAGUUAGCAAAUGCUGUCAUUGUGAACAUGCUGACAUUAGCAUUUAGCUCAAAGCACAGCAGCCACUAGCAUUACUGUGGACUCAUCUUGUUUGUUUAGUAAUGGUUCAACCUUCGUGUAGUUAUUAACAUGUAAAUGAUAAAGUAUUGUGAACAUUUUAAAAUGCUGCCAACACAGUCUCCUCUACUACAGGAUGAAGGAACAUUAUGCCAAAUCACGACCAUCUCGAUAGUGAUUAAUGAAUUAAUAAUUCAUAAUUAUUAUUUGUCAUAGUAUCUUCACCACAAAUCUAAGCUUUUCAAAAAGGUUUUAAAAAGUAAUUGUAAUUUCUCACUUUAUGUGUCUGUUGUUUCUCUCAGUAACAUCACUACCACUGUCUUUUUGCUGUUAAUAGAACAAAUGUGGGCCGAAGCGUUUAGCAAGAUUAGAGUAAAACCCAUCCAUGCAUGUUAUAUUUAUCAUUUUAUAGUCACGUGCGAUACAAAAGUGCACUUUUUUUCUUUCAGUUUUCAGAUGAGGCUUAUGUUGGAGUUAUUACCCUUGUCUCUUAAUACUGCCAAACCUGGGGGCCAAAUAUAUUUCAUGUUCUUUUUAAAACAACUGUACAUUUCCAUGAGUGUGUGAAUAAAACACUUUUUGACAUCCA
Dicentrarchus labrax (European seabass) is the source of this 4035-nucleotide messenger RNA. RefSeq names its product cysteine/serine-rich nuclear protein 3-like. Bases 441 to 2300 code for a protein of 619 amino acids. NCBI's taxonomy places the organism in Eukaryota, Metazoa, Chordata, Actinopteri, Moronidae. Gene Ontology annotation, biological process: regulation of transcription by RNA polymerase II. Gene Ontology annotation, cellular component: nucleus. The transcript has 5 exons. The record is from RefSeq and is a predicted model, not a curated record. Gene Ontology annotation, molecular function: sequence-specific DNA binding; DNA-binding transcription factor activity, RNA polymerase II-specific.